GCAGAGUAUUACCACGGAGCAGCAGCAGCAGCAGCAGCGUCGCGCCUGCGGAUUUAGCAGUGACUUUCUGCGGCUGGGAUGCGACCAGGAACCAACCCUGGAGAUCCACGGAAAGUUAAAUGCUAAAUGCUAAAAUGUUGAUGAACUGAGUUUUACUCCACGAUCCAGACUGGUGGUUUACUCUCUUUGAAGAGCGAGAAAACUUUUUUUCCUCCUCUCCACACUGUUGCCUGACAUUGAAAAUGGCCGUUCGUGGGAACUCACUCAUGCCUUUUUCAAUUCAAGCCAUUCUGAACAAAAAGGACGACAGCAGACACUUGCCCGAUUUGGACAUGUGCUUCUCCAAGACGACUUGCUGGAAAAUAUUCGGGGAGAUGAACGGUGGGUCGAGGGGAGACGCAGGGGAGGCGUGCGAGCCCGCGGAACAGAAAAGCUACGACUCGGACUCGGGGCUCAGCGACGACAACGACAGCAGCAAAACUCCAGAGAAAGUGUGCAAGUCGGAGAAAGACGCAGACCCCGGGUCGGAUGUUCCCGAGGAGAGUCUGCAGGAGGAGACCGACCAGGAGUCUGCAGCUGCGGAGAACGCAAAGAGCGACAGUGAGCCAGUUAAUGGCACCGACUCCAGCACCAUGGACGAGAAGAGUCUAGAUCAGCCCAAACAGCGGAAAAAGCGCUCCAGGGCCGCAUUCUCCCACGCGCAGGUCUUCGAGCUGGAGCGUCGCUUCAACCACCAGCGGUACCUGUCCGGGCCGGAGCGGGCGGACCUGGCGGCCUCCCUGAAGCUCACAGAGACGCAGGUCAAGAUCUGGUUCCAGAACCGCCGGUACAAGACGAAACGCCGCCAGAUGGCCGCAGAUCUGAUGGCUUCGACCCCGGCGGCUAAGAAAGUGGCGGUGAAGGUGCUGGUGCGGGACGACCAGAGACAGUACAGCCCGGGAGAGAUCCUGCGGCCCCCGCUGCUCUCCCUGCAGCCGUCCUACUAUUACCCGUACGCCUACUGCCUCCCUGCGUGGACACUCUCUGCGUGUGCAGGGAACCAGUGAGAGCGCACCGACUUUAUUUAUUCUGAUCUAUUUUGACAGGAAACCCAGACUAACAGUAACUAUUUUUCUGACAAGAGGAUGACAUAUGACGAUCUGCCUCGUCGUGAUCUCCAGAGAACCAGGGGUCCCCAGAGUUUUCUCCCCUUCCCCCAGCCUUCUCAACAUUCUAAAAAAUAUUUAUAAACCCCUUCUUUUAGUUUCUCCCGACAAACCCACCGCAGAAGACUUUCCUCGUAUUUUGAGGUAUAUAAAUCUUAAAUGACCGAGCUGUGGGCGAGCGGGCGAGACUGGACCUCCUUAUAUAAAAUGUCAGUAUGUUAAACUCUGAGGUGUCACACCAAAGUAUUUCUUUCUCAGCUCGGGAGCCCCUGGAGGACCUCAACACAUACCGGACCCCGCUUUAGGGAGCCGGGGGCCUGACACUGACUACGAAAUGUCACCAUAUGCUGGUUUAUGAUUUCGAUGCGCCUUCCUACCUCUGCAGUGAUUGAUAAUGGGUGUAUUCCAUUGAAAUAUUCAAAUAAUUGUCUGCGUUACAUGUUGUGUUUUUAUUUUUAUUUCCCCCCUUCUUUUGCUGUGUUUGUAAAGGUAAGAUAUUUCAGCACUUUGAGCAUCUAUGUUACGUCAUUUACCUUUACAUUAUAGUUUAGACAUUUUCAGAUCAGACUGAAAAAAAAAAACACACGUUCUAAAGCGUUUUGUUGUUGACUGAGAAAUUAUGGAGCGUAAAACAACAACAACAAAAACCAACUUCCUGAUGAAAUGUAAUUAAAUGUGUUCUGUGUUUAAUGACCGAAGAAAUAUUAAAAACAUAACGGGAUUU
This is a messenger RNA of Cynoglossus semilaevis (tongue sole), 1869 nucleotides long. It is a transcript of the gene nkx3-2, whose product is annotated as NK3 homeobox 2. Gene Ontology annotation, molecular function: DNA-binding transcription factor activity, RNA polymerase II-specific; RNA polymerase II cis-regulatory region sequence-specific DNA binding. Gene Ontology annotation, cellular component: nucleus. The transcript has 2 exons. Bases 243 to 1046 code for a protein of 267 amino acids. NCBI's taxonomy places the organism in Eukaryota, Metazoa, Chordata, Actinopteri, Pleuronectiformes, Cynoglossidae. The record is from RefSeq and is a predicted model, not a curated record. Gene Ontology annotation, biological process: regulation of transcription by RNA polymerase II; cell differentiation.